CGUCGCUCUCACGUGAUCAAGAGCUGACGUGUGCAGAAGUCCUUCUUGUCCUGGUCGUUGUUCCCGUCUGAGUACCAGCUCCCUAUUACCCUGAGGGCGGGCGGGCCUGCAGCGGAGAAAAGAAGGAGGCGGAAAAGAAAUUGUCCCAGAUCCCUGCAGUCUUUCCAUAGGUUGCUGUACAACGCCAGGCAAGAGAAGAGGAAGGAAAUUAUCCAGAUCGGUGAAGGUCGAGUUGAGGGUCUGCUGUAGCAGGUGGCACUGCUUGAACCAAGGGAGGAACUUUCCCCUGGAUCAGCAGAGAACAGAAAGAUUGUUGGGCGUGGCAUAACUCACAGGAAAGGAAGAAGGGGCAAGCUGCUGAUUUAAGGAGGUUUACCUCUGAAACCAAUUACUGUGGCCUUGAAGUGACUUGAAGAAGAUCACUCUCCGCAGGACUACACUCAGACCGGAAGCCCUCUUCCCUUAUCUUGAGUGACUACUCUAUUUCUUGGUCCCUGCUGUUGCCAGGGACGAUUGCAUGGGCUACGCCAGGAAAGUAGGCUGGGUGACUGCAGGCCUGGUGAUUGGGGCUGGAGCCUGCUAUUGCAUUUACAGAUUGACCCGAGGAAGAAAGCAGAACAAGGAGAAAAUGGCUGAGGGUGGCUCUGGUGAUGUGGAUGAUGCUGGGGACUGUUCUGGGGCCAGGUAUAAUGACUGGUCUGAUGAUGAUGAUCACAGUAACGAGAGCAAGAGUAUAGUUUGGUACCCACCGUGGGCCCGGAUUGGCACUGAAGCAGGGACCAGAGCUAGAGCCAGGGCAAGAGCCAGGGCCACCAGGGCUCGAAGAGCUGUCCAGAAAAGGGCUUCUCCUAAUUCAGACGAUACUGUUUUGUCGCCUCAAGAGUUACAAAAAGUACUUUGUUUGGUUGAGAUGUCUGAAAAGCCUUAUAUUCUUGAAGCAGCUUUAAUUGCUCUGGGUAAUAAUGCUGCUUAUGCAUUUAAUAGAGAUAUUAUUCGAGAUUUGGGUGGUCUCCCAAUUGUUGCAAAGAUUCUCAAUACACGAGAUCCCAUUGUUAAAGAAAAGGCUUUAAUUGUCCUAAAUAACUUGAGCGUGAAUGCUGAAAAUCAACGCAGGCUUAAGAUAUACAUGAAUCAAGUGUGUGAUGACACAGUCACCUCCCGAUUGAAUUCCUCUGUGCAGCUGGCUGGACUCAGAUUGCUUACAAACAUGACUGUUACUAAUGAGUAUCAGCACAUCCUUGCUAAUUCCAUUUCAGACUUUUUUCGUUUAUUUUCAGCAGGGAAUGAAGAAACCAAACUUCAGGUUCUGAAACUCCUUUUGAAUCUGGCUGAAAAUCCAGCCAUGACUAGAGACCUGCUCAGGGCUCAGGUGCCGUCCUCGAUGGGCUCCCUCUUUAAUAAGAAGGAGUACAAAGAGGUUAUUCUUAAACUUCUAAUCAUUUUUGAGAACAUCAAUGACAAUUUCAAAUGGGAAGAAAAUGAGCCUGCUCAGAAUCACUUUAGUGAGGGUUCCCUUUUCUUCUUUUUAAAAGAAUUUCAAGUGUGUGCUGAUAAAGUUCUGGGAAUCGAAAGCCACCAUGAUUUCCAGGUGCGAGUUAAGGUUGGAAAGUUUGUGGCCAAACUGACUGAACGAAUGUUCCCAAAGAGUCAGGAGUAACUUGGUGACUUUGUAGUGUGGCAGCAACACACCUUGUAAACUAUUCUUUUUCUCCACGUUGUUUAUAUGGCAAAGGAACCCUUUCAGCUGCCAAUUUUGAAUGAUGAAUAUCAUACUGUAUCAUCAAUGCUGAUAUUUAACCAAGUUUGUCUUCAGGUUUAAGUUUAAUGAAUGUAUAUCAUUACUUGUCCUGAAACAUGUUGCAUUUUAUCUUGCUGCCCACAUCGAAACAUUUUUACUGUUCCUUCCCCAUAAGUGACAACGAACCAAUUCAUCUUAAGUAGGCUCCUUUCUGUCAUUUGCAUUGAUUUUAUUUGUGCAUCUUCAAUAAAAUUUUGUGUUAAUGCUGGAAAGAAACAACAGAAGAAGAAAGAAGCUAUCCUGUCUUUUGGUUUAUAAUCUAGUUGUAGAGAGACAAGAAACAUACAAAUAAUAAAAAAAAAACACCCAAAACACUCUCCCCACCAAACUCAAGAUUAUUUAGAACAUACAUUCUCACAGAUGUGUGCCUUCAGAACAAAGAGGAGGCAAAGACUUUGGUUGCUGCCUAAAUGAGUCGGGUUAAAGCUUCAGGGAGGACAGAGCCACUGAAAGGGAGCCCUGAAUGAGUACAGAAGUUAAUUGCAUUCCGUGAGACCAGAGUCAAGGGGAAAUGAUGUGAGAAAGGCAUUAAGUUAGGGAACUUUAUGGUAGUCAAAACAGCAGCCUUAGAGUGUGGGGAAUAGCAUUAAAUAAAUCUAGAAAACCAUGUGAAGCCCAUUGCAGAAGGCCUCUUGAAUGUAUUUUUAACUAGGAAAGAACUGGGGGUCAAUAUAAAUGUCCUCCUCACGCAAUGUGUCAUCAAAGAGACUGUAGCAAAAUGGAUCCUUUCCAACUCUGGUGGUGGGCAUUUGGCAAUACAUAUCAUUAAGCCUUAAACUAUGUAAACCUUGUGUCCUAAGGGGAUAACUGAGUAAUUGGCCAAAGAGCCUUAUGUGCAAGGCCGAUCUUGUCAGCACUCUCUUAAAGUAGUACAUAGGGAACAACUUCAGUGUCUGACACACUGAGUUGACUAAAUAAAGAAUGUCCAUGCUGUGUGAGAAAUAUGCUGAUGGAACUCAGUAUUGCUAGAAAAAGAUAUCACACAUUGUUAAGUGAGCAAGGUAAGUUAGAUAGCAGUAUUCAGAAUAUGAUAACAUAUUGGGGAAGUUAAAUCAUGUUUAAAAAGACACUAAAAUCUAUGGAAUUAUAUAUACCUAGUAAGUACUAAGAGUUAUAUUUGGAUUAAAGAUAAUGAGUGAUACUUACUUUUUGUACUUAUUAUUCAUCUAUGUUUUCUUGUUUAUCAAAGUUAAUGUUAAUUCUUUUAGGAAAGUUUUGGAAAAAGGAAAGUCAUGGAGGGCAGCAGGUGAUUCAUUUGAAUGUGUACUGAGUGGAAAACAUUUAGGCCCAAAAUGAGGUGGUUUGAAGUUUCCUCCUAAGAAUGAUAGAGGAUGAUGCUGAUAAGGCUGAUUAUGAGGUUUAAAUGAGAGAAUUUCUGCAAAGUAUCUACAUUAUUCUGGCAUAUUGCAGCAGUUGCUUAAGAAAUGUGAGUACCUUUAAGUACCCAAAAUGUAGUUUUGAUGGGUUUUGGUUGACUUUUGUUUUGCUGGGGCAUUCUCCUAUGUUUCAGUGUCAUUUAAUAAAUAAUAAUAAUAAUAAAGGUUAACAUUUAUUAAGUGA
Molecule: messenger RNA, 3358 nt
Organism: Apodemus sylvaticus (European woodmouse)
Lineage: Eukaryota; Metazoa; Chordata; Mammalia; Rodentia; Muridae
Gene: Armcx3
Product: armadillo repeat containing X-linked 3
Exons: 5
Coding region: 518-1657 (379 amino acids)
Cellular component (GO): mitochondrion
Molecular function (GO): protein binding
Source: RefSeq, a predicted model, not a curated record